AUGUUUAGCGCACAACACCAGUACCAGCAACAUUUAAACACCCGUCGCAAUGACCAACCCAUUGACUUCCGCUACGGCCAGCAGCCGCCCCAGGCCCCAGGCCAGCAACACCAUACUGGUCCAGGCCAGCCGCCGUUGAACGUGCAGCCGCAGCAUAGCGCACCUCAUGCCGCCCAUCCUGGCCAGCAGCACCAGCAGCAACCUCCACAGUCGCAACAGCCUCAGCAGCAUCAACAAGCCCCGCCGCCCUCGCAACAGCAGCCAGCCACUGCGGCGGUCCCGGCCCCGGCACCGACACCGGUGGCACAGCGCGCACGUAAGCGGCCGAAUCCGGCUACGGCACAGCCUCCGUCUGCCGCGGCUUCCGCGACCUCGGCCUCUCCCAUCAUUCCUCCCCCGAUCCCCACACCGACUGUCCCUAACAAUACAGUGUCUGCGGUUCCGCCUCCGGCCAUUCCUGCGGGCGCACCCUUGACAAAGCCCCCCACGCCCGCUUCGGCAUCAGCUACCGGAACGCCUAUCAAGUUUGCGGCCCAGGCCGAACCUGGAAGUGUUCCGACACCGCCAGCAAAGAAAAGUCGCACAAACACGCCCUGGACACCAGCGGAGGAGCAUCGGCUCAAGCAAAUGCGUGAUGCGGGGAGCUCGUGGGCAGAAAUUGCCAAGGUCAAAGGCAGUGUCAAGAAGCACUGGUACAAGGAUAUGCACUACGCAGAAUUCGCCGAGGACGAAAGCCAAGCGCUUCUGAAUGCUAUCAAGGAGUACGAGAAUCAAAAGUGGAAGGUGAUCGGCCAGAAGGUUGGCAAGCCCGCCAAGGCUUGCGAACAAUACGCCAAAGAGCACUUUGCCGACCAGAUUCUCUCCGCGGGAAAGAGGUAG
This is a messenger RNA of Sporothrix brasiliensis 5110, 879 nucleotides long. RefSeq lists its product as uncharacterized. The record is from RefSeq and is a predicted model, not a curated record. NCBI's taxonomy places the organism in Eukaryota, Fungi, Ascomycota, Sordariomycetes, Ophiostomatales, Ophiostomataceae. The coding region runs from base 1 to 879 and encodes 292 amino acids. The transcript has 4 exons.